Messenger RNA from Phlebotomus papatasi, 2263 nucleotides. Its product is annotated as GDP-fucose protein O-fucosyltransferase 2. Lineage: Eukaryota; Metazoa; Arthropoda; Insecta; Diptera; Psychodidae. The record is from RefSeq and is a predicted model, not a curated record. The transcript is spliced from 3 exons. Gene Ontology annotation, molecular function: peptide-O-fucosyltransferase activity. The coding region runs from base 206 to 1585 and encodes 459 amino acids. Gene Ontology annotation, biological process: protein O-linked glycosylation via fucose.
AAUGUAGUAUUUUUUAACAGUGUUCUUUUUGACGUUACGAACUGAGAUUUGUUUUGCUUCUUUUUGAGGAAUUGCUAAGAAAAAUACAAUAGAAAUUUUUAGUGAAAUGUGAAUUUAUAGAGAAAAAAUUGUAAUAAAUUUAGAUAUUGGUAGUGGCAGUGAGUAGCUUUUCUGUAAAAUAGAUCGUUUCUUUAACCAGGGGAAGAUGAAACUUUAUAGACAUUUUACAAUUCCGGUUUUCAUACUACUGUGCCUCAAAUUUCCCGUGGGAGAAUUUACAUUAUUUUGUCAUUCGAUUGAUGUGUUUAUGGAAGCGAAACCCACCCCAUUUUGUAGUCCUCAAAUAAACCCUACGAAUUUUACAAAGGAUAUUCCAGGAAGCAUUACUUAUAUCCUCUAUGAUGUGAAUCCCGUUGAAGGAUUCAAUUUAAGGAGAGAUGUCUACAUUAGGAUGGCUGUUUUCGUAAAAAAUCUACGCAAGGACGAACGAUAUAAAAAUACCAAGUUAGUCCUACCUCCUUUCUCGGAUUUGUACCAUUGGAGAUCUAGGUACUUGGAUCAGAGUCAUGUUUUCUGGAAUACUUUCUUUGAUUUAAAGAGCAUGAAAAGAUAUACAGACGUCCUGGACAUGUGGGAAUUUUUCAAUGAAAUUAAAGCGAUAAGCAAAGACAAAAGGUACCAAGAUUUUGCAAUUGACGAAGUAUACAGGCUCAAGCAUUUUCAAGAAAUGUUUGAAAAUGGAGUGUUUGAAGAUAAAUUCGAAAAGACAAAAUGUGGAGCUGCAGAAGGUGGUCAGGAUGGAUUCUUCCAUUAUAGCAAUCUCACAUCGAAGAGAUUUACAUGUAUAAAUUUCCAAGGAAGUGCUAGUCUACUUAAGGACCUUCUCGAGAAAUUCAAGCCCAAAAAACCUGGGCAUAUACGGACAGUCUUAUUUCUCAACACCGAAGUGGUCCUUCACGAUUACUGGGGCAAUGAUGAAUUUUGGCGGGCAAGACGUUCAAUGCGAUUCAAUGAAAAGCUCGUGGAAAAGGCUAAUGAGUUCCGCAUUGAGAACUUCAAUGCCACAGAUGAAUUGGAUGCCGUUCAGCGUCCAGAAAAAUGGGAGGAUGAACGGGAGUAUCGAAAUGCCGUCGGAGGUGACUAUAUAUGCGCACAUCUUCGUAGAGCGGACUUUCUCUAUGGCCGAGAACGUACAACCCCGACACUGAGAUCAGCUUCUGGUCAGAUAAAGCGUGUAGCAAAGAUGCUGGGUAUCGAUCAGAUCUUUCUUUCAAGCGAUUGUUCAAGAUCUGAACUGAUGGAUCUCUUGGCAUUCAUGAAGCGCUUAAGAGUAUAUAAAUAUCUUCCACCAACGAGAACUGAUGGAUUGAAUGCCCUAAAAGAUGGGUCAAUAGCAAUAAUAGACCAAAUAAUUUGCUCAAAUGCAAGAUAUUUCAUUGGGACUUACGAAAGCACUUUUACUUAUCGCAUUUAUGAGGAAAGGGAGAUUUUAGGAUUUCAACCGCGAACUACAUUUAAUACAUUUUGUAAAAACGAAGAUUUGACGGAAUGUGAAAAAAAUUCACAAUGGCCCAUCGUUUAUUAAUAAGUGAAUCCUUGUACCUUAAAAUAGUGUAAAAGAAUCUCAGCUAAAAAUAUUUAUGACCGUAAGUCUUGCAAUAUUUAAAAUUUUAAUAAUCAAAUUAUCAUACCAAUUUUACGGAUAGAAUUGGGCUGAGAUUGAAAAUGAAAUUUAUUUAUUCAUUUUGUAAAAAAGACAUUCGUGAAUAAAAAUAUGUUAAUUUUUGAAGCCUGCACGAAAGAUUUUAGAAAAUUUUUAAUCUUAAAAUCAAAUAAACCCUUAUAUCUUUCCAAUUUUUAAUAGAUUGACGACACCUAGCAAUUUUAUACAAUUAAAUUUGAAAUUAAGUUUUUUUCACUAUCAAGUGAAAAUAAUGAAAAAUGUCACGAAAAAUAUAAUAUUGAUUGUGAACUAGCAUUAAUUGGGCAUGCACAAUUUAUUUUGUUUUUGUACCAUUAUUUGCAAAACAACGUUGUAUCAGAUUUUUUUUUAAAACAAAUAUUUCAAAAUCAAAAUAAAUUGUAUGUUCCUUAUACUGCUAAAUAUUAGUAUUGUAUUAACAAUCAUGUAGUAAAUGUGCAUGUUGUGAAGUGAAAAUUACGGUGUAUAAAUCAAUAAAAGUGUAAAGUACCAUUUUAUAAAUCAGUCAAUUAAAUGUGAUAUUAUUUCACAAACUUAGUAAAAUAAAAGAGCGUCAAACCA